Messenger RNA from Ogataea angusta, 552 nucleotides. RefSeq lists its product as uncharacterized. NCBI's taxonomy places the organism in Eukaryota, Fungi, Ascomycota, Pichiomycetes, Pichiales, Pichiaceae. The coding region runs from base 1 to 552 and encodes 183 amino acids. The transcript is spliced from 2 exons. Gene Ontology annotation, molecular function: heme binding. Gene Ontology annotation, cellular component: intracellular membrane-bounded organelle; endoplasmic reticulum membrane. The record is from RefSeq and is a predicted model, not a curated record.
AUGUCAAAAGUCUUCACAGCUGAGGAGGUCGCCCAACACAACACUAGAGAUGACCUGUAUAUCAUAUACAAGGGCAAAGUCUACAACUGCAGCGAAUACUUGGAUGAACACCCGGGAGGAGAAGAGGUGAUCAUGGACUGUGCCGGUACAGAUGCUACAGAGCCGUUUGAGGAUAUUGGACACUCGGAGGACGCUCACGAGAUUCUGGCUAACCUCGAAGUUGGCGAGUUGAAAGGCGGCGUCCCUGCCAAGCCUGUUGUGUCUGCUGCAUCUUCGUCGUCGUGGGCCCUUGGGGUUGCUCAGAGACACUCUCGCGAGCCGGAUCUUAGUCUUUCCGCUUGUACUUACAAAUCCCUGGGAUUUUAUUCGUCGAGAUCUGGUGGUUACCCGGACAUGUCAGCGGAAGCUCGUUGGCUAAACCAUUUUGAGACGACUAUCGGCCAAACUCAAAGCACGAGGUAUGGGCCCUAUUCAGAGCAACCACCUUCGUAUAUGUCUUCAGAUCAUGGGCAUGCAGUAACUGCUGUUUGCGAAUUUUCCCGCAACGUCUGA